CCUCAUAAACGCAUAAAGCACACUACUCUUUAAGAUCUCUCAUUAUCGACAAGCUUUUUUCCUUCUUUAUAUAACAUCUAACUCUUCUUGUUGUUCUUCUACUCAUCUUAACUACUUUUCUCCAGUGAACAUCCGAAAGGUGCUCUCAAGCCCUUCCAGAAAAAGAAUGCUACUACUGUGACAGUGUUGUGACAGUCAAAGCAAAGUCAUUUGUCUCUCUCUCUCUCUUCACACGUUGUCCUGCUCCUCCUGCCAACUCUGUCACUUUCACUGUGAAAAAGUCCUCAGAGAGAGAGAGAGAGAGAGAGAGAGAGAGAAGAAGAAGAAGAAGAAGAAGAAGAAGCAUUCUCUCUAAGAUCACCAGCAGCAGCAUGGAUUUCAAAACAUCAAAGUAUAUAGCAAGGGAAUCACCAUUAGAGGAUAAUGCAAGCUUGUACUGUAACAACAAGGAAAACCCAUUUGCAGAGGCCUUUCCUGAUCCUCUUUGCAAGCUAAACCUCAAGGAGACAUCAGAGUUUGUGAAGGCAUUCCCUAUGAACAACAACAAGAACAGCAAGGACAUCUUAGCUCAGAGGAAGAAAGUAGAAGCACCUUCAACUCCUGGCAGGCCUUUGUUUAGAUUCAGUCCAGGGAAUCCCCCUAGAAAGAGCAUUCCUUCCAAGUGGGAUGAUGCUGAGAAGUGGCUCAACAGCACUUCUUGCCAUGAAUCCCCUGCUCAUGUUGAGAAGAUGAACUCAGUACCACCAGAAGUAUUUCUCAAAGAUAAGUUUACGGACAAUGUGAGGCAUUUGGAGCCCAUGAAAGAAGGAUUUGUUUUCAGAAACUCGUCAUACUGUGAGUCCAUGAAAGAUGCUGCAACUGAAGUGGCUGCAGAGGUUCAACAUAGAGAUAUUGGCACUGAAAUGACUCCUAUUGGGAGCUCCAUUGCAUCUAGAUGCAAUACUCCUAUCAAGAGUCCAUCUCCAGCAAGGCACAACACUCCAGCCAACAGGUCUGGCCCUCUGGUGGCCUCUAACACUGCUGCCAUUGAUAUCUCAGAGCUUCAGGAUUGUCAUUUUGCUAAGCUCGAGCUGAGUGCUCAGUAUGAUUCACUGGUUUCAAAUUGGAGCUCAAGGGAGGAAGAAGAAGAGGAGAUAUCAAAGAGUCUAAGACAUUUUGAGAUAAGUGCUGGCAGGAAGAGCAUUACUGAAUGUAGAGCAUCUGCUUGGGAAGAAGAAGAGAAAGCAAAGAGCUGCAGCAGGUAUCAGAGAGAGGAGGCAAGGAUUCAAGCUUGGGUGAACCUCCAGAAUGCAAAAGCAGAAGCUCAAUCCAGAAAACUGGAGGUGAAAAUACAGAAGAUGAGAUCAAAUUUAGAGGAGAAGUUGAUGAAAAGGAUGGCUAUUGUUCAAAGGAAGGCUGAGGAAUGGAGAGCAGCUGCUCAGGUGCAGCAUUCACAGCAGUUACUGAAAACUGCUGGGCAAGCACAGAGGAUGAAAAUUCAACAAAGCUCUUCUCAUUUCGCUGAUCACACAUCUUGUGGAUGUUUCCCUUGCAAUAACAAUCUCUAAAAGCAAACAAAAGUCUUCCUUUUUGUCUCUCCUCCCCUAUGUAAUUUUCCAGGACUCAAAUUGCAGUAAAAAAAAAAGAUGAAGAAAAGUCAAUUUGAUUCCUCAAUCUUGUUUAGUGUCCUGUAUUCAACUUUAAAUACAAUACUUUGCAGAGUUCAAGGGGGGGAAGAAGAACAAGUUUGUUGUCUUCUAUCUUCUAAAUUUAUGUGUUUCUUUGACUGACUUGGAGAGAGAUAGAGACAGUGAACUCAGAAAUUAUUAUUGCAAAGUUCAAGAAGUAGUAAGCAAGUAUUUCCUUUUGGCAGUGCAAAGAUGUCUUCAAGUGAAUGCCUUUCUUGGCA
Messenger RNA from Dioscorea cayenensis subsp. rotundata (Guinea yam), 1888 nucleotides. RefSeq lists its product as uncharacterized. The record is from RefSeq and is a predicted model, not a curated record. The transcript has 5 exons. Bases 372 to 1547 code for a protein of 391 amino acids. NCBI's taxonomy places the organism in Eukaryota, Viridiplantae, Streptophyta, Magnoliopsida, Dioscoreales, Dioscoreaceae.